Molecule: messenger RNA, 1657 nt
Organism: Nerophis lumbriciformis (worm pipefish)
Lineage: Eukaryota; Metazoa; Chordata; Actinopteri; Syngnathiformes; Syngnathidae
Gene: coq3
Product: coenzyme Q3 methyltransferase
Biological process (GO): ubiquinone biosynthetic process
Cellular component (GO): mitochondrion
Molecular function (GO): polyprenyldihydroxybenzoate methyltransferase activity; 3-demethylubiquinol 3-O-methyltransferase activity
Source: RefSeq, a predicted model, not a curated record
AGAUCCUCUCUGUUUCCAGUCGAGCAAUAAUGACCCGGGCACAGUGAGCAGCUGACUUUAAUGUCAAAUGUAUCUGAAGUCCUAAAUCGUGUAAGACUGACAUUAUGUUCCCAAACAAGUUUGGCCGCAUCAUGUUAGGGUUGUACAGUCGCAGGUCAGCGUCCGUAUGCGGUGUUGUCCAGUCGACUGUUGGUCAGAGUGGAUUCGGUUGGACGUCGAUGUGUAAACAUCGUUCACAGUGGCUCCAGAGAAGGUGUGCUGGGGAGCGGACACAGCGACACUGUCGCAGCAGUACUCGAUUGGUCCAUCAAUCUACAGUAGACCCUGAAGAGCUGAAACGAUUCCAGUCACUGGCCAGCAAAUGGUGGGAUGAAGAUGGAGAAUUCAAAGCCCUCCAUGCCAUGAAUGACCUGAGAGUGCCUUUUAUAAGGGAUAAUUUGCUGAAUGUCCACAAAGCGAAUCAUCCUGGGAGACCACUGGCUGGACUGCGCCUACUGGAUGUUGGCUGUGGGGGCGGUCUGCUCACUGAGCCCCUGGGUCGCCUGGGAGCCAGUGUGUUGGGUAUAGACCCAGUGGAAGACAGCAUUGGCACGGCACAGCUGCAUUCGUCAUAUGACCCUGAUCUUAGCGAGCGGGUAAGCUAUAGAGCAUGUGCCCUGGAGGAGCUCUGUGCAGAUGGGGCUGGAGGCGAGACGGCGCGGGAAGCCGGUUCGUUCGAUGCCGUCGUAGCAUCCGAGGUGGUGGAACAUCUGGCCGACCUGGAAACGUUCGCUUUCUGCUGCCGCCAAGUACUGAAGCCAGGCGGCUCACUCUUCAUCACCACCAUCAAUAAAACCAACCUAUCCUACGUGCUGGCAAUCGUUGUAGCCGAGCAGCUGCUGAGCAUCGUUCCCAGCGGGACACACGACUGGGAAAAGUUCAUCAGCCCUGUAGAUCUGGAGCGCCAUCUGGAGUCCAAUGGUUUCUCAGUGCAGUCAGUCCAAGGGAUGCUGUAUAAUCCAGCAUCAGGAGCCUGGAGUGUGACUAACAGCACUGCCAUCAACUAUGCCUUGCAUGCUGUCAAAGUGGCUGAGGACCCCCAGUGUGACCCCCAACAGGACCACUCUGAAGGCUCACACUACACGUGAUAUAUGGACACUGGUCAAGAAAACCGAGCCCUGAUGUUCAGGUAUCUUUGGUCCUACUCACACUUGGACAUUCAUUGUGCUAACUUCUGCUACGCUUUGACUAUUUCCAGUCCUUCUGAUCAUUUUGAGAAAUGGUGUCUGUCAUUAAGUACUUGCGAGAGGAGCAAUCCCAUUAAUUAGAUGACAUGUCUUCAUUAUGCACACUGAUACAGUGUGGUUUUGGAUUAUUUUGAUUUUCUGUGUAUGAAUUGUGUCAGUGAUGACUAACAGUUUGCAAGUACACUCAUUCUGUGACUGGGCUCGUACAUCCUUACGACAGAAUCAUGUGACUUGUUGAUUUUUCUUUGAGAACCGUGGUCAAAUAGUAAUGAAAAUAUUCACAACAAACACAACUCCAUGUGGCUGCGUGCAUGCUGCUGAGUAUAUUUAGCUUGGGAAGCACGAGAGGGGGCGGUCACAUCCUCAGGGAGUGGAAGUAUUUCAUGUGUCAGUGUUAUGUAAUGGCAAUAAAGGCAGUGGCAUAGAAUAAA